ACAUUCUAUCCUUAUCAUGGCGCCCUCUACAGAGAAAAAAGCCGAUGAAGACGAUUCUAAGAAAGAAACUAAAUCUGAAGAUUUAAGAGAUCCAGAAGAAGUUCGUCGUACUGCUCUUGCUGCUAUUGGUAUAGGUUUCGUCUGCAUUAUUAUUGGCUUACCACUAUGGUGGAAAUUAACCGAAGUUUAUCGAGCUUCACUACCCUAUGGUGAUAUCACAAAGUUACACUCGUCUGAGAUAUCCGCAAGAGUUAACAUCAAAAUAAUUGAUUUUGGCAUAAGCGAUAAUAAAGAAUUGGAGGAUGACUUUAAUAAAGCUUUUAAAUCAUUUAAUAAUGAAUAUUUAAAAAUUUCAUAUUAUGUUACACUAUCAAAAGCAACUGACAAGCUCAAAUCGAACUAUAAAGCUUCAAAAGAUUUACAAAAUUUUGAAGCACAAAUAGAUGACGACAUCAAAGAAGAUAUACAAAUUUACCUAUUACCAGAAAAUUCUCAUCUGUUUGAUAAUUCUAAAUUGGUUGUUGGUCUGAAGAAUUUCAUGUUUCACUUUGGCUCAGUAAAUGAUUUAUCAAAUAUUGUUUAUCUAGUUAAGGAUGUAUUCGUUGAAGAAGACAGAAUUUUUGCUGGUUUAGUAAGGAAUAAAGGGGAGGUUUCGCAUAAACACAAAAAAGAAACAGUAAUGAGUUUACAAUCGGUUCCCUCCUACGAAGUGACAUUUACAUUGUUAAAUCCUCAACCGGAUGAAUUUGAUGUUUCUUGGGAUAUACCAGACGCAAUUAAAAAUUAUUUGCAAGAUUUUCUCACAGUAUUCGAAAAGUAUAAUAUCCCAUUUGAUGUAAAAUCACAGUAUAUGUAUCAUACUUCAUUAAACAUUAACCCAAAACGAAAUAACGAUGGUUACUCUUUGUCUUACUCUGAUAUUCAACUGCUAAUUAAUCCAAUAGAUACGAAAUUAAGUUCACAUUUGUCAAAAUGGCCAAAUUUGAAUUUGGUCUUGUACGUUACACCUAAACGACAUAUUCCGUUAUCAAUUCAAAGAGAAGAUGAGACAGAAGCUGAAUCAUUUAUUAACGCUCGAUGGGGAGGAGUUACUAUUUUUAAUUCUAACUUUUCAAAGGAUGCAAAAUUACCAAUCAAAGUGGAAGUUGAUGCUCCACAAACAAUGUUAACUUUUAUUAAACAUCUGAGAAUCCUACUAGACUUUGAAGAUGCUGAACAGAAAUAUAUCGAUGGAAUUAAAUUUUUACAAAAUGAUGGAUUGAGCAUGACAAAAUGGGAAAUAAAUAGAUGGAUAAGGCGUAAAACAAUUGAAAAUAUUGGCAACGUCGGUGCAACUUUAAACUCCCUAACUGAGCUGGUAAAUAAAAUUCGUAAUAUGAUUAUUAACGAUGAUAUUGGUAAAGAAGUCGAGAAAGCUUUGCAAUAUGCACAAGAAGCAAAAAGAGCCUUGGAAAAGGAUGAUAUCAAAACAGCCUUUCCGUUUUCUAGAAAAGCUUUUCUUGCGGCUGAUACUGCUUUUUUCGAUCAAUCUUUAUUAGAAUUACUUUACUUUCCUGAAGAUCAGAAGUUCGCUAUUUAUAUUCCACUAUUCUUACCUAUUGGAUUUCCUGUUAUAAUGGCAAGUUUUCAAGCUUUAAAAUACUUUAAAGAAAAAUUGAAAGAAAGCAAGGAAACUAAUAAGAAGAAGGUGAAGAGCGAAUGAAAGAAUUUUUUUAAAACACCUAUUUAACUUAUUGUUUUUGUUACUUUACUUGUAAAGAUAGUAAUGAUAAUAGUAAUAAUAAAAGAGAUCACAAAGUCUUUCAAGUAUUAACAAAGUUAUAUUAAUAUAAUAAUAAAUAUAUCUGUUUUAUGUACAAUGUAUG
This is a messenger RNA of Dimorphilus gyrociliatus, 1865 nucleotides long. The record is from the annotation of a GenBank genome assembly. NCBI's taxonomy places the organism in Eukaryota, Metazoa, Annelida, Polychaeta, Dinophilidae.